Trichoderma aggressivum f. europaeum is the source of this 1341-nucleotide messenger RNA. RefSeq lists its product as uncharacterized. Lineage: Eukaryota; Fungi; Ascomycota; Sordariomycetes; Hypocreales; Hypocreaceae. Bases 1 to 1341 code for a protein of 446 amino acids. The transcript has a single exon. The record is from RefSeq and is a predicted model, not a curated record.
AUGGCCACCAAUGCCGGGCCAUCGCCGUCGGGCCAGAGCGAAGACUGCCUCUUCGUCAAUGUUUGGGCACCUUCAGGUGCUGGGCCCAACUCUAAGCUCCCCGUGUGGGUUUUCAUCCAAGGUGGAGGGUUUGAGAGCUUGGCUUCGGCAGGAACAGACGGCAGUGGAGCGGUAGCCAACUCGGGAAACAACAUUGUCUUGGUGACGCUGAACUAUCGAGUGGGAAUCUUUGGCUUCCUCGCCAGUUCGCAGAUCCAGGCCAACGGAGUAGCGAAUGCCGGCCUGUAUGACCAGCAAGCUGCCCUGCAAUGGGUACAACAGCAUAUUGCUCAGUUUGGUGGUGACCCGACUCAUGUUAUCAUCCAUGGACAGAGUGCUGGUGCAGAAGCAGCGUCAUUGCAACUUGUUUCUUUUGGCGGUAAAAACCAAGGCCUUUUCGUAGGGGCCAUGUUUGAAUCUCUUCCUGAAAUCAUCCAGCCCAAGGUGUCAGAGAUUCAAUUCCAGUACGACGCUCUCGUCAGCAAUGCGGGAUGCAGCUCCAGCUCUGAUUCACUCUCUUGUCUUCGUGGCCUCAGCACCACAGCCUUGCAGCGGUUCAACGUACCCAUCGUCUAUCCCGGCCGGCCAAAUGCCCCGAAUUACCCGUAUGUGCCAUGCGUUGACGGCGUGUUCCUGCAAACCGGUUCAUACGAGGCCUUCCAAGCGGGCAAGUUCGUCAAGGUUCCCAUGUUUUUCGGAAGCGUCACAGAUGAAGGGACGACCUUGGGUGCCCCCAACGCGGCAUCGUCCAGCGAUAUUCAGACUUUCUUCCUGAACAAUUAUCCUCGCUUGACCAGCCAGAACACGUCUGCAAUCAUCCAGCAGUAUCCACAGAACAUAGAGCCACCGUUCAACAAUCAUGCAGCCUGGUUCCCAGCUGCUGAGCUCGCGUACGGAGACGUACUCGUCACUUGCCACGGACUCAACUUUGGGAAAUAUUUCAUACAGGCUGGGCAACCAAUCUGGACAUACCGCUUCAAUGUCUUGACUCAAAGCAACAUUGCAAGCGGAGUCGGUGUCCCUCACGGGUUUGAUCUUGGCGCAGUUUUUGGAGGUGGUUACGACAACUCCGAUCAGACCAACGUGGCUCGUUUGCAAGGAUACUACAUAUCCUUCGUCCGGUCGCUGAACCCAAACACGUUUGCGUUUUCUGGCUCAACAUCAUGGCCUCAGUGGAACGGACAGGCAGGAGGACAGAGGCUUGUGAUCAACAACAACAACACGGUAGUUGAAUCUGUCCCGCAAGCUCAGAUGAGCCGGUGUGCUUUCUGGGAGAGCUUGGCUGCGCAGUUGGAGAUAUAG